Messenger RNA from Meyerozyma guilliermondii ATCC 6260, 2394 nucleotides. Its product is annotated as alpha-mannosyltransferase. NCBI's taxonomy places the organism in Eukaryota, Fungi, Ascomycota, Pichiomycetes, Serinales, Debaryomycetaceae. Gene Ontology annotation, biological process: protein O-linked glycosylation. Bases 1 to 2394 code for a protein of 797 amino acids. The transcript has a single exon. Gene Ontology annotation, molecular function: alpha-1,3-mannosyltransferase activity. Gene Ontology annotation, cellular component: Golgi apparatus. The record is from RefSeq and is a predicted model, not a curated record.
AUGGACUCCAUAAUGUCACAGGUGGCCCACCCGCUCAACCUGGCCAAGCGCUCGAAGCGCAAAACCUUCAUUUUGUUGGCGGUGGUGGCUUGGCUUGCAUUCGUCAACUACUGGCUCUAUUUUUACCGCAACAGCGACACUUACCGUGAAACCUCCAUUUCGUCUAUCUACUUUGACGAACUGAAAACAGAACCAGCGACCAACAACGAUGAGUCCAAGGAAGAUACCAAUGCCAUUGGGAACGAUUUAGUGAACCACGUGCUGUUCAAACUCUUACAGGAGAAAUCAGGCAUCCAAGAUAUUCGUGGCGUGGACAGCCACUCUACCAACUAUAACAAAAUCUUCAAGGACCACGAUGUCAAUUCAAUUCUAUCCAGCUUGGACUUCCGUGAACGAUGUGACUUGUAUUUCUUGAACCUUUACGCAUCAGACCCAAACUGGUACAUCAACCCCAACGAAGAUCUUCCGGUACCCAUGAAGGACCAAUACGACUUUGACAGGUUCAGACACGAUAAGAUGAACGAGGUCAAGGAAGAAAUAGCCAAAGAAAAGAAUAUCGAGAAAGAUGAUGUUCCUGAAGAUAAUGUGGUGGAAGAAAGAAUCAAGAAAAAGUACCAAGAAAUGUGGGAAGUCACUAAGCGGACCGAACAAAAGUCCACCGAUUAUGUGUCCCACUUCAGAAUCUUCAACAAAUGUUUCAUCACUGCCGAUGAUCACGACCAGCAGGUGAAGACAAGUCGGUAUGUCAACCAGCAAAAGAAACUCUUGAAAUCCAUUGAAAAGAGUGUGGGAGCUGAUGGGUUCAAAACAUUCGCUCUCUCGCCCGACGAGGAAAGAGUUGAUAGCAAGAGUUUUGACUCGUGUGCACAAUUGGAAUCGAGAAUAUACCCAUGGCUCUCACCUUCAUUCCCUGUAUAUGAGAGAUGGAACGGUAAGAUACUGAUGACUCCUCCAGUCAUGAGCAAGUAUGUGAAGGACAAGAGAGUGUUCAAGCAUACCAACGAAAAGGCAAGAAAUAGUCGUAAUGCUGGGACCAAGUACCAUUCCAAACUCACCGGUGGUAAAAAUUGUUUUUUGAACAACUUGAAAAAUUCCAUGAAUGGAAGAGGUAUCGUAUUGUCUAUCGGCGAUAAACAUGUCGAUGACACCGUCAGACUUAUCCACCUUUUACGAGCAUUGGGCAACACAUACCCCAUUGAAAUUGUGUACAAUGACGACAUUUCCAAGGAAACUAAAACCAAGAUUGUCAAUGCUGCCAGAAGUGGUGACGUUGCUCUUCCAUCAUCGUACCACAAGGUAGCAGACUAUUUCACUGAUGACUUUCUCGCAAAGGGAAAACUUCCACCUCAGGAAGUGUGGUUUGUCAAUGCCCACAAUGUCAUUCAGGACAAUUAUAAGGGUAAGUUCCACGGAUUUGCCAACAAAUUCUUGGCUGCUUUAUUCAACUCGUUUGAAGAGUAUAUCUUGAUUGACGCUGACACCAUCAUGGUGCAAAACCCUGAUUUUUACUUUAAUUUGAAGGGGUAUGUUGCCAAGGGAGCUUAUUUCUUCAAAGACCGCACGGCACCUCAAUUCCGUCAAGUUAGUGAUGGAGUUUUUUUCAAAAAGAUUUCGCCCUCGAUAAUCGACUCGGCGAUGUUCGACAUCCCCAUCAUAACAGAACACACAUUGCAGUCGUCGUACUUUGAUGGUAUGACCCAUUAUAUGGAAAGUGGGUUAUUGUUAAUCGAUAGAAACAGACAUUUCAAUUCUGUGCUUAUGAUGAUGCAAAUGAACUUUAUGAAGCCAGUGACAUCGCGGUCGUAUGGUGACAAGGAGAUCAUCUGGCUUGCAUUUGCUACUAAUGGAGAUGAAAGCUACCAUUUCAACAAGUAUUAUGCUGCCGCAAUUGGAACUUUAACGCCUGAUGUGCAACGGUUGACCAAGGAUGGUAAACCCAAGCUAGCGAAGGAAAUAUGUAGUGCCCAUCCUGGUCAUAUCAGCGAGGACGAUGGCUCUUUGGUAUGGUUCAAUUCUGGGUAUCAUACGUGUGGACAAUUACACAAGGUCAACUAUGAGAAGGAAGCUGAAAAACAAUCGAGAUUUACCCAGUUCAAAACGGCGGAGCAAUUCCGCACCUUUUAUGAAGAGCCAUUGACGAUCACGCAUGCCAUUAUACCUCCAUUCAAGGACAAACUCGAGACGUUAUGUGAGAACACCAUAGAAGAGCCCAAAGAGGGAUGGACUAUGGAUCGAGAUUAUUGCAACUCGUACAUGUGGUGUGCAUAUUCACGCAUUGGUGGACCAACCAAAGAUGACACCGAUAAUACUCAAGAAGGACAAGUGUUCAAGUUUGAGAAAAAAGACACGGAAUUGUUCAAGUUUUAUGGAGAUGUAUGGGUUGGCAUGGAAUAA